AUGUCCUCCUCCUUCAACACCGUCCUCGCCACCCCACCUGUCCCCCUUCCCUCUCACUCUGACCUCGACUCUCUCAAUGGCACACAGCCCGUCCUUGUGAAGAAGCGCAAGCGUGGUGCGACCCGCCUAUCAUUUGUUUUGGCCUCUACCCAAGAGCUCCAUGAGAAGAUUACGCUUCUCUCGUCUCGAAUACGCGACCUCGAGGAGGGUCUUCGCUCUUCACACUCUGCGCAUUCUGUCGACCAGCACCCCCUCCUCGCGGAAGAUCUCCUGCUUAUCAAGGCUCCCAUACAGCGAGAAGGUGUAGCUCAGAUCGCGGCUGCCAAUGCCGCCGCACAGGAAGAUGGCACUGACAUGGUUGACUCGUUUGGCUCGCUUGCCAUCAGCGAUACCGGCCGAACGAGCUACUUCGGGCAAGCCACGAGUUCUUGGUAUUUUCUGACGAACGAGAGCAGUCGGGAGGAAGACCGAGACAACCGGCGGGCCACCCUUCGUCAGUUGCUUCCGCCCGAAAUUUUGGCACUCAGCGGCGUGUUUCCGGUUGCUCCUCACAUUCAGCCCACCCUCGAAUCCGAGUCGGACCGGCUCGAGCGCCUACGCACCCUCUUCUGGUAUCUUCCUCCUGCAGACGAAGCGGCAGAAUUGCGACAGAUCUAUUACCAACAUGCUUCUUGGAUGUACAGCCCAAUGUCUCUGGAGACGUUCAACGAACAGAUAUUCUAUGUCUUCUACAGCUCAAACGUUCCACAAAUGGACGAUCCCUUGCUGACACAUCAACUUGGGCUCAUGUUCAUGGUACUUGCGAUAGGAAGCCUCAUGGACCUCGCGCGUCCCGCCUAUAAUAUUGAAGCCGAGAAGUAUCAUCAACUCGCUCGAGCGGCCUUAUUCCAGAGCCCCAUUUUUGAAGAACCUACCCUCGCAGCUGUGCAGGCGCUGUACCUGAUGGCCUUCUAUCUCUUCUGGUGUGAACGGCAUGGCACUGGUGUUGGAACAAGGUGGGCCUUGAUGGGCCUUGCUGUGAAAUUGAGUGUUAGCAUGGGUCUCCAUCGCGAUGCAGGGCGCUGGAAUGUCGAGCCAAUUGAAAUUCAGCGUCGUCGCGAAACCUUUUGGGAGGUUUAUUCAUAUGAUCUUCUUCAGUCAUUCACCCUAGGGCGGCCGCCAUCUUUCUCUCUUGCUCAUGUUGACUGUAAAAAGCCUCGUCUUGAAGACCCAAACGGUGAAGGGACAUUCCAUUGGUGGAAGCACAAGUUUACCUCCGAAUGCAUGAACUCGGUAUAUGAUCAGGCUUUUGGCGCCAAAACAGCGACAUACAGCACUGUUCUACAGCUUGAUCGCAAGUUGCGGUCGUUCCCGGUUCCACAGCUCUUACAAAUUGCGGGAUUUGGAAGUACAGAGCCGCGGACGACCAAUUACCAAGAUUCUGUACCUCUCAUUCUACAACGGCAUACUGUGUUAGCUAUUCGUGAAUCCAACUUGUUGUACAUGCAUCGCGGCUUCUUCGCCCGGGCGGUCAGUGACCACCCACAAGAUCCCCUAGGCAGCCCUUACGGCAGUUCAUUUAUUGCCGCAUACCGUUCCGCUGGCUCACUUGUAGCCCUUGUACGCAACAUUCAUUCACAGCUGAAGGAGCUAACGGAGCGCAUGUGGUUCCUGUGGACACAUUUGUUCUCGUGCUCGAUCAUCUUGGGAUCGAUCGUCACCCGUUGUCCCUCGAUGAGUUUAGCUCACUCAGCUCUAUUGCAACUUGACUCGGCGUGCGACCUAUUCGCCAAGACGGCAAAGUUCUUCCAUGCGGAGAAGGUGCUCAACAUCAUGAUGAACCUUCGCGAUAGAGCCCACGCAAGUCUCGCGGCGUAUCGCAAUUCGCCACCACAGCGGAACGGAUCUGUUUCUGAACCCACAACCCCCGCCGACGCACCGGACGAGUUGAACAUCCUUGGCGGGCGCACGCGUCUUGUCGCAUCAAAGGAGAAAUCCAUGUCCCCGCAGAUCAUGGACCGUUCUCCGACGUCGCUAAAUCCCAUCGUGCCGCUCCCGCUCAAGGACACCGACUGGCAACAGGACUCGGUAAUGCAAUAUCUCCGCUCCUUUGCGCCAACACCUGCGCCCAUGGGUUACAACGGACCCCAUGUACCCCAGAUGCCACAGGCCCCCGUGAACCACUCAGCAAUCCACCAGCGCUCGCCGUCAUUCGAGCACGAGGCGCUGCAGGGAAUGGCGCCUAUCAAUACCUCGUUCGGGCAGAUGGCUGAGGGUUAUCCGUCGACGUCAGGGGGCCUGUCGUCGGGGAUGCUGCAGAUGGAGGGCAUGAUACCGACAUUUCCACAAUACUUCCCUGUGUUUGACUACGGGAUGCCGAGUACGGACAUUUUCGUGUCAUCGCCGCAGUCGCUGGAUGGCGGAGACCCGCGGUCAUAUUCUCCAGACUCUGCGACGAUGCAAAGCACAUGGCAAGACUUCGUUGCGCAGAUGGGUGGCUCGGUGCCAGUGUAG
Fibroporia radiculosa is the source of this 2493-nucleotide messenger RNA. RefSeq lists its product as uncharacterized. The transcript has 13 exons. NCBI's taxonomy places the organism in Eukaryota, Fungi, Basidiomycota, Agaricomycetes, Polyporales, Fibroporiaceae. Bases 1 to 2493 code for a protein of 830 amino acids. Gene Ontology annotation, cellular component: nucleus. Gene Ontology annotation, molecular function: DNA-binding transcription factor activity, RNA polymerase II-specific; RNA polymerase II cis-regulatory region sequence-specific DNA binding; zinc ion binding. The record is from RefSeq and is a predicted model, not a curated record. Gene Ontology annotation, biological process: positive regulation of transcription from RNA polymerase II promoter by galactose; DNA-templated transcription.